AUUUCUCCAGUUUCUCCAUUCUCCUAUUUCUUGUUAAAAACUUUAAUAUUAAGUUAUUUAAAAAGAGCUUAUAUUCGUUUAUGUUUAAUUGUUUAAACAAGUAUCAGUGACUUUUACGCAAAUGCAUACAUAUGUAUAUAGUGUGUGCUCGUAGAACCGAAAACACUACAGACGACUGACGUCGCAGUGAUAAAAGAUAUUUCUCGACACAAUUAAUCUGUGGUACAAACUUUAUGUUCUUUUGUAAAUUAAGUAUUCGUCACCACCAAAAGGUUUGUUUUCGGUGUUUCUAACACAAAACAAUCCUACCUAUUUGAACUUAUUGCAAAUAUAAAUGCAGAGCUAAAGAUAGGCUUUGCAUUAACAUAUUCAACAUGUGGAUUUGGGAAUACUUCAUAAAUUGGCGAAAACGUGAAAAACGUAUAAAGGCUCUCAGCGAGCCCGUUGUUAAAUAUGGGAUUGGCGCUGCUGCAUUCUGUGCGUUGUACUUGAUUUUUGGUUAUGGUGCUCAGCUGCUGUGCAAUACAAUUGGCGUGGCCUAUCCUGCUUAUAUCUCCAUACAUGCCAUAGAGUCGAGUACAAAAUUGGACGAUACCAGAUGGUUAAUUUACUGGGUGACUUAUGCCUUAUUGUCAUUGAUUGAAUACUUCUCUGGCUUCCUUACAUCUGUCAUACCUUUUUACUGGUUGCUUAAGUGCGCAUUCUUGAUUUGGUGUAUGCUGCCAAUCGAAAGGAAUGGUUCCUUCGUUAUCUAUCACAGCGUCGUACGUCCAUAUUUUCUGAAGCACCACCGAGCUGCUGAUGAAUUUAUCGAUAAAGUGGCUGCAAAGGCAAAGGACUCUAUUCAUAGUAUCACCAAGCAAGAAUAAAUUUUUAAAAGCAAUUCGCAGCAUUACUUUUUACUUGAUGUGAUUGCUUGCGUAUCAUAAAAACGUAAACAAACGGAAUAGAAAAUAAAUAUUGAACUACAGCUUGAAGAUAGAAACAUCAGGAAAAUGUAUGAAACAAAGACAGAAACUGCAAUGAACAAAGUCCAAGUACACUUAGUAACAUUUCCUCAUAUAUGGCGUCGCGGAGUUUCUGAGUCCACAUCUUUUAAUUAAAAUAAAUCACAAAUCAAAUUUUUA
Molecule: messenger RNA, 1127 nt
Organism: Zeugodacus cucurbitae (melon fly)
Lineage: Eukaryota; Metazoa; Arthropoda; Insecta; Diptera; Tephritidae
Gene: ReepB
Product: receptor expression-enhancing protein 5
Exons: 4
Coding region: 375-869 (164 amino acids)
Source: RefSeq, a predicted model, not a curated record